Messenger RNA from Vanrija pseudolonga, 4650 nucleotides. Its product is annotated as Nuclear distribution protein PAC1. NCBI's taxonomy places the organism in Eukaryota, Fungi, Basidiomycota, Tremellomycetes, Trichosporonales, Trichosporonaceae. Bases 287 to 1681 code for a protein of 464 amino acids. Gene Ontology annotation, molecular function: protein binding. The record is from RefSeq and is a predicted model, not a curated record. The transcript is spliced from 7 exons.
CUUCCCUCGUCUCCGCCUUUUUAUCUGGCUCAAAGCAACUGCAGCCUAGAGACGCCGACCGAGUCCAGAAUACCCGGUCACUCUCGGCUGUACAAGCUCUCUUGCUGCAUCGGCGCCGGUCUCAAAAGUCGCUCCCCCAAGGAAACCCACAACAAGUUUGGGUUCCGGACUGAUCUUGCCGCCUUCCAGAGACAGCGGCCGCCGCUGACAGGGAACGCCAAGUCGAAGCGACCAUAUCAGCGGACAUCCUUCUCGGCGGUCGAUCGUGACGCCGAGGCCGAACACGAUGGCGUCCAUUCUCUCGGAACGUCAGAAGGAUGAGCUGCAUCGCGCAAUGCUCUCGUACGCGCUCAGCGCUGGGAUGCCCGAAACAUACGCGGCCUUGGCACGAGAGUCUGGAAUCUCAGACUUUGAUGGGUCCGACCCCAAGGCCAAGUGGGUCGGUCUGCUCGAGAAGAAAUGGACAAGCGUAAUUCGCCUGCAGAAGAAGGUCGGUCUGCCCUCGGGGACGGGAUGGGGAUGGCAGAUGCCAUCAGCCAGGUAUGGUCAUGCUGACAUGAGAACACAGAUCAUGGACCUCGAGUCUCGAAACGCAGCCCUCGUCGCCGAGCUCGCAUCACCUACACGAGCAGUGACGUCGAACUCGAGCAAUGCCCUCUUCCUCCCGCGUGCGCCAGCGCGGCACUCGCUGAGCUCACAUCGCGCACCGAUCACGCGGGUGGCUUUCCACCCAACAUGGACCGUGCUCGCCAGUGCCAGCGAGGAUGCGACAGUCAAGAUUUGGGACUGGGAGAGCGGAGACUUUGAGCGCACCGUCAAAGGGCAUACCAAGGCGGUGGCCGAUGUCGACUUUGACCCAAAGGGCAACUUGAUGGUGACAUGUUCGGCUGACCUCACAAUCAAGCUCUGGGACACGGCCAACGACUACAAGAAUAGCAAAACACUGCACGGCCAUGACCACUCGGUAUCAAGCGUCCGAUUCAUGCCGACGGGAGAGCAGUUGAUAUCUGCAUCGCGAGACAAGACCAUUCGUGUUUGGGAAGUCUCUACUGGCUACUGCAUCAAGACUCUUACGGGGCACGCCGAGUGGGUGCGAGAAGCAGUGCCAUCAGACGAUGGCAAGUACCUCGUCAGCGCGUCAAACGAUCAGACCGCCCGAGUGUGGGACUUUGGAACAGGCGAGACCAAAGCCGAGUUACGAGGGCACGAGCACGUCGUCGAGUGCGCCGUCUUUGCGCCUGUGGCAGCAUAUGCCGCCAUCCGCGAGCUCGGGGGACUGCAGGUCGCAGCAGGCGACACAAGGGCACGCGCGCCUGGAGCGUUUGUGGCGACUGGCUCGCGUGACAAGACGAUUAGGCUAUGGGACGCCGUCUCGGGGCAGUGUGUCCGCGUUCUGUCUGGACACGACAACUGGGUCCGCGCACUCGUCUUCCACCCGAGCGGAAAGUAUCUCUUAUCGGCCUCGGACGACAAGACGAUCCGCGUGUGGGAACUGGCCAACGGCCGCUGUGUCAAGACGAUUGACGCCCACUCGCACUUUGUGACCUGCCUCGCCUGGGGACGGGCAUUGAUGGGAGGCAACGCAGACGGCGCCAGCGCCAACGGCGGCCAAGAGCCGCGACGAAUCAACGUCAUCGCAUCUGGUUCAGUGGACCAGUCUAUCAAGAUCUGGGUCCCAUGAGCCGAUCUCCUCACCAUUUGCACAUGCUCUUCACGCCCUUCACGCCCCACGCCCACCUCCAACCCCCGUAAUAUUGCGCAUUAGAGCGCGCCAGACUAGCCGGUCGAGCACCGGUCGAUACCAGUGCAUUGCAUGCAGCUUUCACCGCUGCCCCAAUGAUGCAUCCACUUAUAGCGGGUAUAGUGACUAGGAUAUGGUUUGGCAAGUGGCAAGAUUAUAUGUCGUAGCAGUCGUGAGAGUGACGUGAGGGUCUAAUCCGCCCUACAUGAAGCCGACCUGGUCGACGCCGAGCGCACGGCGGGCCGUGAUGAUGGCGACGAGUUCCUUGAUGAGCUCCUCGAGUACGAUGCAGUUGUCUAGAAUCGAAGUGAGCGAGGCCUGGGUGGCGAUCGCCGGCGACGCGGUGCCACCGUCGGUCUCGUCGGUUUGCUUGGCCCAUGCGCCGCUAGUGACGCCGGGAACAGGUGCGACGUCGAGCAGGCCCGACUCUUCCAGCUGGGAGUAGUGCGUCUUGAACGGCGGCGAGGCUUGAGGCGGCUGUGAUGGCCCGGGGGGCGCGAGCGCGCCGGGUGACGGCACCGGCACCGGCGCAGGCAAUGGCCUGGAAGGUGUCGAAGGCGUCCCGGGCGUGUUGGGACUCGGGGCGUUGAGGAAUGGCGUGCCCGGUCUCGGCGUGCUUGGUUGGCUAUCGCGCUUCUUGCGGGGAGACGACCACAGUGCGCGGAUCGAGCUUGCGAGGGUCGGCUUGCGCAGUGGUGGAGUUGACGGCACAAGUGACGGCGGUGGCAGCGGGGGCAGGCCAAAGCCGACAUGCGACGACUCGACGUCUAGCAUGGCGUUCAUCGCCUCGUCCAGGUGGUCGGUGAACAGCAAACCCUGUCUCCGCUCGGCCAGCAGUCUGUCAAAGUCCUCGACCGUGCCCCGGAACCGUCCAAUGUGGCGGGUCAGGCCGCGGAUGAUCUGGUAGAGGGCGGGGAGUGUCGCGGUCGUGCGGGCAGGGACCGGCGGAGUACGGUUUCGCUCGUCAUCCGAGCUGGCAGUCGAGUCCUGGCUUGAUCGCCUUUGCAUCUCCUCCCACGGGUCGGCGGGAACAUCCUUGAUGUCGUACAGGAGCCAACCGGACAACGAGCGGUUCGGGCAGCGAGCAAUGGCGGCCAAGGAUCCCGUAAGGGCCACGUUCUCGUCUGGUGACGCAGUAAACCAGGCGCACAGUGCACCCAUGAGGGACUGGACCAGAGGGUCGGACGGCGAGAGGGAAUGUUGCAAUGGGUCGGCAACAAAGUCGCCGACACGCAAGAGGGCAGGCUUGCCGUCAUCCGAAACAAACUGGAGGGGGAUCCUUGACAGUUGCCAACACCUGUCAACUUCAAUGAGCGCAUGGGUAUCCGACAGGUAAGCUGCAAACCCUGUCGCCGUGUCCAUACCUCCCUGCAGAGCAUCGUCUAGACGCGGCACAAGUGCACUGUACAAUUCUGGCUCUUGCAGGUGAACGUCUGUUGAGUUGACUGGCUUGGGCAGGUGGGUCUCGGCCCACUCCUUGGCACCGACUGGCGGCAGUGUCCGACGGGCUGUGGCUGUGGCGGAGGGGUCACGCACGACAGCCAAGAGUGACGGGGUGACACGACCGCAGUGAUCACCGAGGAGGGUGUAGACGAGGUGCAUUGCCGCGGCCACGCUGGCAGCAUUCUCGGACUGGAGGUUCUCGAGGAUGAGGUCGCGGAGGGUGAAGCGUUCCUCGGCGUGGUAGUUGGGCGCAGCGCCAGGUGCUGGUACGUAGUCCAUCGCACCAGUCUUUCGGCGUGGCCGCUCCUGGUUCGGCGAACCUGUUGUUGUGCGGAUAGUCGAGUCCAUGAGUGCGUCCAGGAUACGGUGGAGGACGGCUCCGUCCUCGAGGUUGCCUAAAAGAACGUUGAGGUACGUGAGCACGGCGACUGCGCUGCCGUCGGUGCUAGAGCACUCAAGAAUGGAGGGGUAGAGGACGUUGUCGACAAACGCUGUCUGGAUGGCAUCGAGCGUCGCGUCGGACACUGCUCUCCCAAGCACCUGGGCGGAGGACACUGUCCGGGCUUGAGGAUCAGCGUGCAACGUCGGCGAUGAGCAGCGGUAGAGGAUGUCCUGGAGGAACCCAAACUGCUUGAUCAACGUGUCGAGUUGGUUGCGCACGUCAAUGUCAGUCGAGGGGAUUAAGUCGUCGCGGUCGCUGUCGUCGUCCCUCUUAGUCCCGGCGCCGAUGGUCAUGCCUGCUGUCGCAGGUGCCGCCGUCGCAGCCUUCUCGCCGUCGACGGACGCCAGCUCUGCAAGCGAAGGCACCUGGAGCUUGGUCGGAAGGACAGAAUAAGCUGCGCCAAGGCCAGCAGCCAUGACGUCGGCAAAGUCGCCGUCGAGGAUGUAUUCUGCCAGCGCGUCACGCGCGUCCUGCAACGGGUCCAAUCCUUCCCCAACGGGAGUGAGCGACAGGUUGUCUGCCCCCUCUUCUCCCGGUGGCAAGAAGGUGAUAUCGAAGAGGAACAGCAGACCUGCUCGCGCAAAGUCUCCGGUGCGGCCCUCGCGGUGGACAAACCGGAGGAGGUACGAGAAGAGUAAGAACUCGAAGUGGGCUGCUGUCGCCUCGGUGUCGGUCGUGCGCGUCGACGCCGUCUUGGAUCUCGACGUGUCGAUUGAUGGGACGGGAGAUAGGGCGCGGCCAGGCUGCGGCGCGCCAGACGACAGGUGCGGCAGGAGCCAGCCCUUGUCGUGGAAGAAUAUCAAUAACAGUGGUGGGUACGCUCUCAUCCGGGAGCAGAGGAUACACAUGAGGUCGACGAGGUCCUCCUCGAGUUCGCCCUCCCAUCCGUAGUCGUCCUCGUCCGCCGCGGCCCCAAAGACACGCGCCUCGCCGUCAUAGUGCUCCUCUGGCAGGUCGCCGAUGCACGAGCGCAGGAGGCGGCGGAGCGGGCGGUGUACGGCAUUGUGCACUAGGAAGCGCUCGG